AUGGAAUCAGAAGUAUUUGUUGCUUCAAGAGAAAUCAUUGUAAUGGUUUAGAAGAAUGGCCUGGAAGUCUGUAAUCUUUUCUUUAAAUCUCUGGAGAAAUGGAACUAUUCUCUGUCUCAGGAUUUGCAUGGACAAAGACUGAUAACGUCACUACUCUUCCUAAACUUCCAUCUCUUGGGUAAUGGCAUUGCUUGCAUCUUUAACUGGAAAAGCACUUUUGCAGAAUCCAUCCUUUGGAGGAAGGAUUAUGGUCAUCACUGAAAGGAACAGCCUGCUUUACACCUUCUUCUAUAAACCUUUAAAAAUCAUUGUAUCAUGGAAGGAGACUCUGGGAAAAGGAAAUCUACAUUGCUUUAAAGAAUUGCUAAGCUGUGGACCUAAGGAGAGUGCCUGACUUUGGCCAAGUUCAAGCUUGUUUUCUUCUUAAGGCUAAGCCCUCCAUGGUCUCAUGGAGGGCUUUUUGAAAUCCUAUGUGAUCAGUGACUAGACAUAUUAAGAAAGAAAAACUUUCUGUCUGCUCUGAUGAAACUAAGGAAUAGAUUUCUUUUCCUAUUGAAUGGUUAUAAUGAGUUCAAACCCCAAAGCUGCCUAGACAUAGAAACCCUGAUUAAGGAAAAUGACAACUUCAAGAACACAGUCAUCAUCACCAUGACAACCUACAUGAGACACAGGAGGCAAUCUGGAGUGCUAGUUGCUGAAGAAGGGCAUUUGGCUGAAGACAGUGCCCAGGCUCUCAUUCGGAAAGUCUCCAUGAAGGAUCUGGCACAUGGUUGGCUCCUCCUGGUCAAGAGGUCCAAGUUCCUGAAGAAACUAACAUAGAUUCCUUUCUUUGUGAUGAUGAAUCAAAUGAGGGAAAAUGAAUUCCACCCAAAUACUACUUCCCUGCUCUACACCUUCUAUAAUCUGCUAGUGUGGAAAGACAACAGGAUAAAAGGUGUAGCUGAGAGUGGGUUCUCCCAGAGGACAGACCACUUUGGAGACCUGGCUCUCAGUGGGGUAUUUGGCCAUAGGUUUGAUUUUGACCUUUCUAGUGCAAAUGAGGAUGUUCUGCUGAGUACUGGGCUCCUUUGAAGACAAAUAGCUCAAAGACUCGGGCCACAGUACAAGCUCUUUCAUAUGUCAUUUCAAGACUACAUAGCUGGAUAACGGCUUACAGUAGAGGAGUCAGAGAAGGUGACCAGAGGGAAUGCUUACCUGCAAAAAAAUGUAACCAUCUUCAGCAUCACAACAACCUACAGCAACAUGAUUGUCUACAAAUGUGAGUCUUUGACUGAGGCCACUAGAAUUAUCACGAAACAUCUUGCAACUAUCUGUCAGCAUGGAAGUCUCAUUGGGCUCUCUCAGAAUCAUCACAAUUUGCCAAAGCUAAGCAAAUUUGACAUAUCUGAAAACCAGCUGGAUACAGAUGUCAAAGAGGCUUUAUGUGAACCAGGGGAUAGGUUAAAUGUCCUGAAAUAGUCAACAAUACUGCUGCUCUCCUGGGGAUGUGACAUACAUCUGUGCCUAAUAAGACUUCUAGAGAGCUGGCAAUCACUGCUGCAGCUCAUCACAGUUGGCUUAAAGGAAUGGAUUCUCACAUAUGCUGAGAUCCAAAUGUUGGUCUUUGAGAAGAAACUUCUGGAAAACUUCCAAUAGUUGGAUUUGGCAGGAAAUUGUGUGAGAAGUAAUCGACAGUUUACCUUUAUGGGCACAUUACUGAAUCUCAGGGAACUGAUUUUUUUUUACUUAAUUACCAAAGAAUUGCUUCCUGAUCCCCAGUUGGCCAGGAAAUGUGGUCAUCUAUAA
Monodelphis domestica (gray short-tailed opossum) is the source of this 1785-nucleotide messenger RNA. The record is from RefSeq and is a predicted model, not a curated record. Lineage: Eukaryota; Metazoa; Chordata; Mammalia; Didelphimorphia; Didelphidae.